AUGGCACAGUGUGGCUUUGUUCCUCGUUGGCUAAACAUCUCCACACCACUGUCAGCUAAGUCACCUACAACUGCCUUUGAAAAACACGGACAGCACCUACCCGGAGGGGAAGGUAGAUCUGGAGCCGGCAGUCCUCAACAUAACUGCUCUGACAGCGGAAGUUUCGAACCAGCUGACCCAUCUUACUGUUCCGUGGGCUCUGGCCUCGCUAAGGGAGGACCAGACGCUGAAAUCACAGAGAGCCCAUCUGCUUGGCAUGGCUCUUCCUGGGGUCAUGAUGGUACGAGCCAGCGUAGCGGCGGUGCUGCAGGGAACCAUAGCCACUGGGACAGCAGCCUCCACACCUGGAAAGCCUCUGCUGCUCAAGAGAAGCCACCUACAGUGAUGAGGAAAGAAAAAGAAGACAAGGUGGAAAAGCUGCAGCUCGGACAGAAAGACUUUCCUCCUUUGAAUCCACAAGCUGGCCAACAGCAUCAGCCAUGCAGACCUACUGGGACCCCUUCUGGAGUGUGGAAGAACCCACCUAGUAUCAAGCAACCCUCCAAGAUGCCGGUCAUCAAAAAAGUUUCCGGAGACGGUCCUGCUGCUGCCUUCUCUGCUGCCUUCACUUCUCCAGGAUCUCACCUCGUGAACAGGAACAAAUCAUCCACCGCGCUCCCAAGGGUCUGUAGGAGCCAGGUUCUCAAGCCGGUACCAUCUCCUUCCAAGCCCAGCGCCUUACGUCUGACCAAGGUGACCCGCCGAAGUACCGACAGGAGGAGCGUGUCCCUGAGGAUCCUGAAGUAUAACCAGAACGUAGACCCUGGACCAAAGUCAGCUGUGACCAGCCCUAUCUCUGUUUCCAAAGCAGUGGCACUGGCUGGUGGCACAGUUCCCAGCUCACCCAAAGGCACCACCCCACCAGCGGGGACCAGCGCCUCACGUCUGACCAAGGUGACCCGCAGAAAAACUGACAUGAGGAGUGCGUCCCUGAGGAUCCGGAAGUAUAACCAGAACAGAGACUUCUCAAGAAACAGGGGCAGAGACAAGCUGCAGGACUUGGAGAACAACCAUACACCUGAACCCAGGGAGAAGGCAGAGGACAGCUGUCUGCAGAAGGGCCUUGCUCUCCCCGUGGUGCAGGAAGGGAAGGUCCCCUUGCACUCUCUGGAAGCUGAGCACAGGUUACUGAAAGCGAUGGGAUGGCAGGAAUGUCCCAAAAGUGAGGAGGACUGCCUCCCCCUCACAGAGGAUGAGCUCCAGGAGUUCCACAGGAAGACGGAGCAGCUAAGAAGAAAUGGCUUUGGGAAGAAGGGCUUCUCCCAGGGCCGCAGCUCCAGCCCCUUCUCGCCUUGGAGGAGCGUGCGUGCAGCCGAGCUGGAGGACACAGAGGCAGAUGCCAGCGGCAGUGACACAUCAGAUGACGAGGCCUGGGACUAGGACUCUCAACGCCCUCCGUUAAAUGGGAUCCCGGAACUCGGCUCCUGUGUUUAGGGAGUGUGCAGUAUAAAUCCGUCUUUUCCUUUUCUUACGUUAUUGUGGAAUUCUUUGUGCACAUGGGAAAUAAUCAUCCCAGAGACAGGGUGAUGGGCUUGUUUAGGCUUUGUUGUUGUUCUUCCCCAUUUUUUGUUUAAUAGAAGUUUGGGUGGUGGGGAAGGCUUUAAAAUAUACGUACACAGGCAGUACCCACGGGGCGACGCACACAGGGAAGCCCGGUAGUGCAGAGGGGACAUGGACGUGUCUGCGCAGCAGCUUCUACUUCCGGACCG
Molecule: messenger RNA, 1748 nt
Organism: Loxodonta africana (African savanna elephant)
Lineage: Eukaryota; Metazoa; Chordata; Mammalia; Proboscidea; Elephantidae
Product: vasculin-like protein 1
Biological process (GO): positive regulation of DNA-templated transcription; DNA-templated transcription
Cellular component (GO): nucleus
Molecular function (GO): RNA binding; DNA binding
Source: RefSeq, a predicted model, not a curated record